Messenger RNA from Aspergillus aculeatus ATCC 16872, 795 nucleotides. RefSeq lists its product as uncharacterized. Gene Ontology annotation, cellular component: cytoplasm; nucleus. The transcript has a single exon. Lineage: Eukaryota; Fungi; Ascomycota; Eurotiomycetes; Eurotiales; Aspergillaceae. The record is from RefSeq and is a predicted model, not a curated record. The coding region runs from base 1 to 795 and encodes 264 amino acids. Gene Ontology annotation, molecular function: ribonucleoside-diphosphate reductase inhibitor activity.
AUGUCACCCUCGGCCUCGAUCCACCGCACUCUUAGUGCAGCCACAACAACCGACCCCAACUCCAAACGCCGCCGCUUUCAACCCCCGAUCACCACCUUCUUCACUACAGCCACCGACCCAACUGCCCACCCCUCGCAAACCGCCCACCACACCCACAACCACUACUCCACCUCCACCUGCUCCCCGACCCCGACCCUCGCCCCGAAGGUCCAGGCCUCCCUCCUCUCCGUCGGCAUGCGCGUCCGCAAGUCCAUCGCCGAGGGCUACAAGACUCACCACCAAUCGAGCAAAGCCCUGCUCUCCGGGCCCCCGCCAUCUUACCACCAUGACCAAGACCCGUCCGGUUCUCUGAUCACCACCGACGAAGGCGACGCAUUCUCCCUCCCCGCCAGCUCGCAGGAGUCCACUGACUCCGCCUCCUCACUCCCGUUCACGGGUAAGAAGCGCGGCUUAGGGGACCUCGAUUACUACCGCGCCGACAGUAAUGAGAGUGACAGUGAGAUGGAUGAUUCCCCCGGCGCUGAGAUGUGGGGUCAGCGGACCUCCCGAGCAGAGUCUGCUGCUGCGGUCAUUGGGAGGACGAUUCUCGCGCCGCGGAGUAAGAACGAUACCCUCCGGAGGCGGUUUGUAGUCACCGGACGGGGUGGCGCUUGUACUGUUGCUACUACGAUGGACGUGGAACUUGGGACGGACUUCGAGGAACCGGCUUUUUUGAGGAGUCGGGAGGAGGUGGAUGGGUACGAGCUUGAUGGGUCUCCGGGGGCGUGCAAGGAGGUGGAGAUGGGGGGUGUUUGA